UGUGGUGGGGUGUAAUCAAACAUUGGAUUCAAGUUUGCUCCGUGUAAGAGGGGAGUUGUUUUUGGUAGAACAUGUCCUGGCUGUUCGGCUGGAGAAAAGGGUCUUCCGGUCCGCCCCCAGAUUCUGCAGCCCCACCAUCAACCCCUUCUGCAGACGGGGAUUCGGGGGGAUCCGGCGGAGAUAAACCCAAGGACAAAUGGAGCAACUUCGAUCCGACGGGGCUGGAGCGGGCUGCGAAAGCGGCCAGAGAACUGGACAAGUCGCGACAUGCGAAGGAGGCGCUGGACUUGGCCCGUCUGCAGGAACAGACUUUGCAACUGGAGCACCAAACCAAGCUGAAGGAAUAUGAAGCAGCCGUGGAGCAGCUUAAGGGGGAGCAAAUCCGCUCCCAAGGGGAGGAGAGGAGGAAGACGCUCAACGAGGAGACCAAGCAGCACCAAGCGAGAGCACAGUACCAGGACAAACUGGCCAGACAGAGGUACGAUGAUCAGUUGAGGCAGCAGCAAGCCCUCAACGAGGAGAGUCUGCGCAAGCAGGAAGAAUCUGUGCAGAAACAGGAAGCCAUGAGGAGAGCGACUGUCGAGCACGAGAUGGAGCUGAGGCACAAGAACGAGCUGUUGCGGGUGGAGGCCGAGGCCAAGGCGCGCGCUCGCGUGGAACGCGAAAACGCUGAUAUCAUCCGAGAACAAAUCCGCCUGAAAGCCGCCGAGCACAGACAGACUGUCCUGGAGUCCAUCCGGACUGCAGGUGCUGUGUUUGGGGAAGGUUUUCGAGCCUUCGUGUCAGACUGGGACAAAGUCACAGCGACGGUGGCAGGAUUCACCCUGCUCGCAGUGGGUGUGUACUCUGCUCGGAAUGCUACAGCCGUGGCAGGGCGCUACAUUGAGGCGCGACUGGGAAAGCCCUCGCUGGUUAGAGAGACAUCAAGAAUCACCGUUGGGGAGGCAAUCAAGCACCCAGUAAAGAUGAUGAAACGCCUGACCAGUAAACCCCAGGAUGCUCUGGAGGGAGUGGUGCUCAGUCCAUCUCUGGAGGAGCGUGUGCGUGAUAUCGCUAUCGCCACGCGAAACACCCGGAAGAAUCGCGGGCUCUACCGCAACAUCCUCAUGUACGGCCCGCCUGGGACCGGCAAGACGCUGUUUGCCAAGAAGCUGGCUUUGCAUUCUGGGAUGGAUUACGCCAUCAUGACCGGAGGGGACGUGGCGCCUAUGGGCCGAGAUGGCGUGACCGCCAUGCACAAGGUCUUUGACUGGGCCAAUACCAGCCGACGCGGCCUUCUGCUCUUCGUAGACGAAGCUGACGCAUUCCUACGCAAGCGAGCCACUGAGAAGAUCAGCGAGGACCUCAGAGCCACCCUGAAUGCAUUCCUCUACCGUACCGGAGAACAGAGCAACAAGUUCAUGCUGGUGCUAGCCAGCAACCAGCCGGAGCAGUUUGACUGGGCCAUAAACGACCGCAUUGACGAGAUUGUAAACUUUGCUCUGCCGGGGUCAGAGGAACGGGACAGGCUCGUGCGGCUCUACUUCGACAGAUAUGUGUUGGGUCCUGCCACUGGGGGGAGACAGAGGCUGAAGCUGGCCCAGUUUGACUACGGCAGCAAGUGUUCAGAGAUCGCAGAGAGGGUCGAGGGCAUGUCGGGCCGUGAGAUCUCCAAACUGGGCGUGGCCUGGCAGGCUGCAGCGUACUCCUCUGAGGAUGGGGUCCUGACUGAGGCCAUGAUUGACGCCAGGGUUGCGGAUGCUGUUCAACAACACCUGCAGAAGAUGGACUGGCUGUACAGGGAAGGGUUCCCAGAAAGUGGAGGCAAGAUUGGUAUCACACUACCAAAGGAGACGGGUGCAGAUCCUGCAGGCCUGGGCUUCACAGUGGCCCAGGGGGCAAUUCCCCAGGCUCAGGAGAUAAGUGGGGGCGAAAUGGGGCUUCCGUUACCUCAGGAGGUGGUGAUCCCACUUGUGCAGGCAGCAAUGCCACUUGUCAAGGAGGCCGAGGUUGAGGCUGCCCCCGUCGUCAAGGAGGCCGAGGUUGAGGCUGCCCCCGUCGUCAAAGAGGCCGAGGUUGAGGCUGCCCCCGUUGUCAAGGAGGCUGAAGCUGAGGCCGCCCCCGUCAUCAAGGAGGCUGAAGCUGUCCCCUCAGAGGCAGAGGCUGCCCCAGUUGUUGCCGAGGCUGAAGCUGCCAUCGUCAAGGAAGCCGAGGCCACUGCCGAGCCAACCCCUGUCGUCGGCGAGGCCGCUGCUGAGGCUGUCGCUGAGGCAACCCCCGUUGUCGCCGAGGCCGCUGCUGAGGCAACCCCCGUUGUCGCCGAGGCCGCUGCUGAGGCAACCCCCGUUGUCGCCGAGGCCGCUGCUGAGGCUGUGGCUGAGGCAACCCCUGUUGUUGCCGAGGCCGCUGCCGAGGCAACCCCCGUUGUAGCUGAAGUAGCUGCUGAGGCUGUCGCCGAGACAACCCCCGUCGUAGCCGAGGCCACUGCCGAGGCAACCCCCAUUGUAGCUGAAGCUGCUGAGGCGGGCACCGAGGCAACCUCUGUCGUAGCCGAAGCCGCUGCCGAUGCCAUCGCCGAGGCAACCCCCGUCGUAGCCGAAGCUUCUGCUGAGGCAACCCCUGUCGUAGCCGAAGCCGCUGCCGAGGCUGUCGCUGAGGCAACCCCUGUCGCUGCUGAGGCCGUCGCCGAGGCAACCCCCGUUGUAGCCGAGGCUGCUGCCGAGGCCGUCGCCGAGGCAACCCCCGCCGUUGCCGAGGCCACUGCCGAGGCAACCCCCACUGUAGCCGAGGCCGUUGCUGAGGCAACCCCCGCUGUAGCCGAGGCCGGCGGCGAGGCAACCCCCACUGUAGCCGAGGCCGUUGCUGAGGCAACCCCCGCUGUAGCCGAGGCCGGCGGCGAGGCAUCCCCCAUCAUAGCUGAGGCUGUGGCUGCCCCUGCUGCUGCUGAAGCUGCCACUGAGGCCGCUGCUGCCACCUCUGAGGCCGCUGCUGCCACCUCUGAGGCUACCCCCAUUGCCAAGGAGGCUGAAGCUGCCCCUGCUGUUGCUGAGGUCGAGCCUGCCCCUGUCACCAAGGAGCCUGAAGCAGAAGCUGCUCCCACUGCUGCUGAGGCUGAGGUUGCCCCCGCCCCCACUGCUGAGGCCGAGGCUGCCCCUGUCACCAAGGAGCCUGAGGCCGAGGCUGCCCCCGCCCCCGCUGCUGAGGCCGAGGCUGCCCCUGUCACCAAGGAGCCUGAGGCCGAGGCUGCCCCCGCCCCCGCUGCUGAGGCCGAGGCUGCCCCUGUCACCAAGGAGCCUGAGGCCGAGGCUGCUCCCACUGCUGCUGAGGCCGAGGCUGCCCCUGUCACCAAGGAGCCUGAGGCCGAGGCUGCUCCCACUGCUGCUGAGGCCGAGGCUGCCCCUGUCACCAAGGAGCCUGAGGCCGAGGCUGCUCCCACUGCUGCUGAGACUGAAGCAACCCCUGUCGUAAAGGAGGCUGAGGCCGAGGCUGCUCCCACUGUUAAGCAGGCUGAGGCUGCUGUACCCCAAGAGGAUGUCACUGCGCCGAAGGCAGAGGGGACUGCACAUGAGGCCAAGCCGGAAGAUUCCGCUUCCCCAGAGGGCAACACGCCACCUCAGGAGGAAAAAGCAAGCUGGUGGAGAGGAUGGUCAGGCAAAGGUAGCAAGCCCCCAAAGGACGGAACAUCUAACUGAAUGGUGAAGGGAGCGGAGGACAGCACAGGACUGGAUAAGCUGAGAUGGAAGGAGAUGGGUUUGGUAGGCAGAUGAAAAUUGUACUGUGGCUGUUGUUCGGUUAUAGUGAUUGAAGUGUUGUGGUUACUCACUGUUUCAUCAGAUUCUGUCUGGGGGUCCAUCAGGGGAAAGGGAAAAUGUUUCAUGCUUUUUUUUCCAUUCUGCACACAUUUUGUGAAACUUUGAGGACGUUUCGGGAGAGAAAAUGUGAACUGUCGCUGGUUUUAAGAGGUUUCCAUACCUCUUCCAUUUUCUGUUGUUAACCAUUUCUGCCUCAGCUGUUCCAGUCAGCAAACACCCAACCCUUGUUGUGCACAACUUCAACAUUAUGAAGCCAAGGCUGCAACCUUAAAGCACUGAGAAACACCUAGCUUACCACUGCCCCCAAAGUCCCUGUCGUGAACCAUAUGUGUUCUAGUCUGGAAUGGAUCCAAAAUGAGAAUAGCACUUCUUUCUUUCAAGAGUGGGCUCCUACUGCUCUUCAGAUUAGCAUUGAGUUUGUACCCCUUUCACUACUUCAGAAAGAGAAGGUAGUCUUUAUCCUACAGUUCUGUAGACUGAGUGAAAACUGUAAACCGUCACCCUUUAAAAAAAUCAGGCCGUGGUCAUUUUGACCUGUCACAGCCCUUCUCCAAGUUGGGCACAGUGUUUCAAAAGGUUGCACACAUGGCCAGGGAUUUUGGGGGAUCGAGUUGAGUUUUGCAUUUUUCAGGUUGACAGUAACCUGUCUGCAUUACAAAGGGUAUUGGAAAGAACUUUCAAGUGCAAGAACUUACAAAUGCCUUAAAUGUGAUCUCCAGGCAUGGAGCCACAGAACUUUUCCUAAAAAUGGCCUGGUCUAUUGUAACAAUAGGAGGCAUGUAGAAGCCGCCGCCUAAUAGAAUAUUUCCAGGUCAGGGAAGAGUGCUUGACCAGUAGUAGUUUCUUCAGGUUCUUUACAUACUUGGAAAAACAUUUAUGUUCAA
Megalops cyprinoides (Indo-Pacific tarpon) is the source of this 4675-nucleotide messenger RNA. RefSeq lists its product as uncharacterized. Bases 72 to 3671 code for a protein of 1199 amino acids. Gene Ontology annotation, molecular function: ATP hydrolysis activity; zinc ion binding; ATP binding. Gene Ontology annotation, biological process: mitochondrion organization. The record is from RefSeq and is a predicted model, not a curated record. Lineage: Eukaryota; Metazoa; Chordata; Actinopteri; Elopiformes; Megalopidae. Gene Ontology annotation, cellular component: mitochondrion. The transcript has 16 exons.